Molecule: messenger RNA, 531 nt
Organism: Sporothrix brasiliensis 5110
Lineage: Eukaryota; Fungi; Ascomycota; Sordariomycetes; Ophiostomatales; Ophiostomataceae
Exons: 1
Coding region: 1-531 (176 amino acids)
Source: RefSeq, a predicted model, not a curated record
AUGUUGCUGUUGACCCUUGCUGUCGUUAUUGCAGCCGCUGCUCAGGCAUCCGGCUUCAAAAUCCCGAAAAACCAGCCGGAUGGCGUCUACAUAGUGACAGUCGACGCCGGCGGCACCGACCGCAUCGGCGCCAGUGGCAACGUGCCCGCCGCCAAAAUCAAAGAAACUCAUGAUACGGCGCUGCAGGAGCCCAACGGAAUCCAAUGUUUCAGCCAGCACAUGGUGCUGAACGCCGCCAACACGGAUGCGGCAAACAACGCCCUCGACGCACAGUGCGGCAGCUAUCUCGACGUUGACGGAAACAAGAGCAUAUACUCCAAGAGCGGCUGCGUCGUGGCUUACUAUUGCAACUGGAAUUCCAACAUCUGCGAUGGCCCCACACGGCCGCUCUUUUCUGCCAAAAUCACAGACCGGUGCGACCGUUACAUUCCCGGCACCGCCACGUUCCACGACCAGCAGCGGACGCACUUCGCGUACGGAUACCGAGACGUUUGCGAACCGCAGAGCGGCGAUGACUUUUGCGGCUAUUAG